This is a messenger RNA of Anopheles arabiensis, 2417 nucleotides long. RefSeq lists its product as uncharacterized. The coding region runs from base 1644 to 2288 and encodes 214 amino acids. The record is from RefSeq and is a predicted model, not a curated record. The transcript is spliced from 2 exons. Lineage: Eukaryota; Metazoa; Arthropoda; Insecta; Diptera; Culicidae.
UAGAACAGUGGAAAGGGUUCGGGUGUGAAUAUGAAUAAUGUUAAACUUGUUAGCUUUCACUUCGAAGCGCUCAGGCUCACUUUGCUGAGGGUAUUUUGUUUUUUUCGCUCGCUCUUUUUCUCCUUUUCUUUCUAGGGUAUGUAUCUAAGGGCAAAUAUUAGAAAUGUUGAUCUAAAGGGAAAAGGGGAGGGAGGAUCUUUCAAGGGCUCUUUCCUCUGCAAGCAUACUUGUUUUAUAUGUAUUUUACUUUUUUUGCGCAACCGCUCUCCAAAGCAGAUACAAAAGUUUAUCUUUUGCAUAAUUCCACUAGAAGCGAACGAUAAGGGUUGUUGUACUGUCAGCCUCUCGCCGAGGAAACUAAAAACAAAUCUCCCAAAAGAACAAAUAUUGAUGCAUUUACAAGCCAUCGAACUUUAUAGCACGCUGGGAUGAAAAACACAUCAAAUUUCUUGUGUUAUGCUAAAGCCUCUUUUUGUUCCCGUUGGAACGACUUUAUUGGUCCAAGGGUGCAGAGAGAAACACAGCUUGACCUGCCCGUGCUUCAAUUAACCAAGUGCAGCGCUCCUCAACUUCAUUCAACCUCUUUUUAUGACCGGCUUCCCUAGCUCUCGACCAGCAACCAGCAGCAUCCUUUCCGUGCCGGUUCCUGGUGGCCGGGGUUGCAAAUCCUAUUUAUGAAACAAGGCUGCUGUUGCUGCUACGUAAAAGGAGUUCCUUUUGUUCGUUCAAGCACAUCCCAACCACUGUAAUAACAGUGAACACCCCUGGAACACGUUACGACAAGCUCGAUCAGCAGCAUACGCGAUCGGAGUGAAGGUGGAAGGUGUCACAUUUGAUCCCUCCCAACUGCAGCGGGUAAGGAUGCGACGAUCGCACCUGAUGGGGAGUACGAAACCGAAGAUCCUAGCACGAAAUGAGAUCGAUCUUCACGGCCCGAGCACGAGGUGCCAAUGAGGAGGAGGUUUCCACUUUAUGUUCCAUUUCACACGCGCCAGGUAGGAACAAGACACACUGGAGGAAAGACGGGGUGCACAAAAAUAACAUUAGCAUAACACAUUGACCUUACUGCGCGCGGGUGCGAAUGUAGUACCUCCUGAGACCGGGCCGGGCGGAUUUCCUGUUACCUGCUGUUACCGGGAAGAUCCUUUACCGUUUAUUCAAGAGGUCCUUAGAGAUCGUCCUGCAUGAUGGAACGUGUUGCAUUGUGGGCUACCCGGGCUGCAAUGUUUGUGAUCGUAUUGGUAAGGUAACGCCCUCCGGAAUGUGUGCCCAGCAGGAUCCUGGAUGCUGCAGGACUGCUGCUGGCGAAGGUAGCUACCAUCCAGGUGUGUGCUCGGGCAGGUCAAGCAGGCAAAGGAUCGAUACGGAAUUCGACAGGGCUACGCAAAGGUGGUCCCUUUGGAGGAAAGGUAAACGAUUCUCCUUUGGGUAUUUAACAUAGCUGCACCGGUGUGUUGAACAUCAUUCGCUUUCGGAACGUUCAUCAGAGCAGUAGAGUCACGUCGGCCGACUAAUCUUUGUGCUUGAUCUUCAUCUCGGGAACUCACCAAGUUGUGUGUAGUUGCUCAAGUUCAGUUUCAAACCAAAUUCCGUGUCUCUGUGUUGUGUGAAUUCCAUUCAAACCAAGCAACCAAUCAACCACCAUGUGUAGCUACGCCGUGCAAAACCAACGUGACAACAUGUGCUGGUGCUUUGAAGAGAUCAGUCUCAUGCUGCUAGUGCAACGCAUCCUGAUGUAUCUGUGGUAUCGGCUACUUUUGAAAAUGUUCCCGCGCCUAAGCGUCCUUCCAAACUGCCACGAGUGUUCACCAAGGCGCAGUCUGCCCUGCGGACAGCUAGCCGACGAAUACUGGAAAGCGUCCUACUUCUCCCGCCAUCCCUUGUACGACAGCAACCUACAGCAAGCGUUCCCUACCGCCGGUUUCUGCAACCACAUGCCACCAACGGAACCGAUCUGCGGUGCAAUCGAUGCAAUGUUCGAGCAUCAGCAGCAGGACGAGGACGACGAACCGGAAGAGUUCAACUUUAACUGCAGCGAUAUUAGCCACAUCUACCAGAGCACCUUCCUGGACGACGAGUACGACGAGUGCCUGCUGGCGAAGGAUAUUGCGUGGGACGCACCGGUGCCGGAGGUGAAAGCGAAAGCCGCCCUGCCACUGGAGCAGGAAAUCUCGCUGCUGCUGAACGAUUACUACAUCGACGACGAUCUGGACGACCAUCUGCAGAUGGCCGAGUAUCAGACGGCGAUCGGGAGCAGCAUGUUGUGCUGUGAUUCGUUUCUCGAAUAGUGUCCAUAGACGUGGCGAGUGAUAUAGUUCCUAAAUCGUGAUAGUUCCUUAGGUUUACGGAUUCCGGAUUUGUACAUACGACGCCUUCCCCUAGCAGAGUAGGAUAGAUUUAGCGAGAGAUGAUAGGUU